This is a messenger RNA of Impatiens glandulifera, 1461 nucleotides long. RefSeq names its product geraniol 8-hydroxylase-like. Gene Ontology annotation, molecular function: oxidoreductase activity, acting on paired donors, with incorporation or reduction of molecular oxygen; monooxygenase activity; iron ion binding. NCBI's taxonomy places the organism in Eukaryota, Viridiplantae, Streptophyta, Magnoliopsida, Ericales, Balsaminaceae. The record is from RefSeq and is a predicted model, not a curated record. The transcript is spliced from 2 exons. The coding region runs from base 1 to 1461 and encodes 486 amino acids.
AUGUUUUUGUAUUUGGUUCUUCUCCCUGUAACUUUAAUCCUCCUCCACCUCCUCCAAGUCCGGCGAGGCCGACGUCUCCCGCCGGGCCCCUUUCCUUUGCCGGUCAUCGGAAACCUCCUUAACUUGGGCAACAAGCCUCACCAGUCGUUGGCGAAGUUGGCAGAAACCUAUGGUCCGAUAAUGUCGUUGAAAUUAGGUCAAAUGACUACUAUAGUAAUUUCAUCUCCACUCCUGGCACAAGAAGUUCUUCAAAAACAAGACAUUUCCUUUUCCAACAGAUUCACACCUGACGCCAUUCGCGCAUGCGAUGAACACAAACUCUCGGUCGUUUGGCUACCCGUAAAUGACCUUUGGAGGAGCCUACGAAAGCUUGCUCACACCCAUAUAUUAUCCGCCCGAGUACUUGAUUCCAAUCAGCACAUCCGACGGAGAAAAGUGGAGGAGCUUUUAUCCUAUGUUCAGAAAUGCUGCCAUGAAGGCGUGCAUGUGGACAUAGGUCGGGCAGCAUUCAAGACGGCGAUGAAUGUGCUGUCCAACACUCUUUUCUCUACUGACUUGGUCGAUUUCGGAGGCGACGAGGCUCAAGACUUCAAGGACUUGGUUUGGAACAUUAUGUUAGAGGCCGGAAAACCAAAUAUGGUUGACCAUUUCUCGGCCCUACGUGGCAUUGAUCCGCAGAGAAUACGUCGACGUAUGUCGUUGUAUUUCUCCAAGUUGUUGGGUUUGAUCGGCGGACUUAUUGACAAGAAGAUCUUGACGGGAACUAAUUUAUUGAGAGAGGUUGACGCGAUAGACUCGCUUCUUAAGAUUUCUGAUCUCGAUCGAAAACUAAUCGAGCACUUGUGUAUGGAUAUAUUUAUCGGCGGAACAGACACUUCAUCGAGCACAAUUGAAUGGGCAAUGUCGGAAUUAUUGCGAAACCCAACGUCUUUGCAAAAUGCAAAAGAUGAGCUUGAACGAGUAGUUGGUGCAGGGAAGCAAGUAGAAGAGUCUGAUAUUGCCGAAUUACCAUAUUUGCAAGCGGUUAUAAAAGAAACUCUAAGAAUGCAUCCACCAAUCCCAUUUCUUAUCCCUCGUCAAGUUCAUAAAGAAGUUGAACUGAGUGGGUACACCAUACCAACUGGAGCGCAAGUAUUGGUGAACGUGUGGGCGAUAGGUCGCAACCCUGAUCAUUGGAAAAGUCCAAUGGAGUUUAAACCCGAGAGGUUUAUUGAUUCCAAGAUUGAUGUGCGUGGUCAAGACUUUGAAUUGGUUCCUUUUGGAGGUGGACGGAGGGUUUGCAUCGGAUUGUCCCUAGCAAUGAGAGUCAUCCCAACAGUGUUGGGCUCUUUGAUUAAUUCAUUUCAUUGGAAGACUGUGGGAGGAGAGCUGCUUCAACCAAAAGAUUUGGACAAUGAAGAGAAAUUUGGCUUCACUUUGCAAAGGGCUAAUCCCCUCUUAGUCAUCCCAAUUCCAAUAUAG